UGGGACGUAAAUAGCAAAGAUUAUUGUUAAAUUCGCGCUAAAACUAUGUUUAAAAAUACAGUGUAUUUAAUAAUCCUCGUUUACACAUAUUACAAACACUCUUACAUUACUUAGAACCGUUGUGUUAUAAUAAGAAAUUUAUUUAAACUUAACUUUUUACUGAAAAGAGAUAAUGAGUGACCCUGUCGAAAACCUAGAGUUUAUUUUCAAGAAACAUGAUGCAAAUAAGCCUAAAAGUCUUUACAGUGAUAAUAAACAACAAAACCAAAACAAUUUAAAACCCCAAGAUGUGAUAUCCAGUGUUUUUAAGCAGCUAAAAGCAAUUCAAUGUGCAGAUUCUGUGACAAACAAAAGUAGUGUAAAUAAAGACUUUUUAAAGUUCAAGAAAUCUAAUUUCUUGAGUGUAAAUAACUUGCCGGUGUAUGAAGAGGUACCAAAACCAGCAAAGUUUGACACACAAUGUGUGUCAGACACUCAAUUAAUAAACCUUAUUGAGGAUGCAGAAAUAGUUGACACCCAUAGAGGCAUGACACAGGAGUUUGAAACUACCUUCUGUCAUAAUACUGAGAGAGAGAACUUUAUUGACUAUAAGACAGAAGCUGUUGAUGGUAAAGGAAGUAAGGAAAGAGAUAAAGAAGAAGAAAAGAUGGUAAUGGUAGAAGAAAAUAGAGAUGUGAUAAAUGAUAAUAUAGCAGAAGAUAGAACAAUUGAUGAUAGAGAAAAUAAUGAAGAUAUAGAUAUGGAACUUAUAUCUCCAAUAAUGUGCAGUAAUAAUAUCCUAGACACAGAUUCAAAAACAGACACACAAGAAAAUAAUAUACAAUAUACACAAGUUGAAGAUAUCAGUCCAAUACUUGAUGAUGUCAUAGAAACUGAUAUUGAUAAGUCUAUAGAAAGACCUUUAAGUCCAAUAAUUUUUCACAAAAAUAUAAAAAUUAAGUCGAAAACACCAUCACCUUUAGUUUUUGCUCUAGACAAAUUUGAACAGUUUGAAAAGAUUGCUGUUCCGAUACUUGAAAGUGAUAAUGAUUUAGCUAAUGUAAAACACGUGAUCAAUUCUCAGAUUUUAAAUAAAGAACUUAAUAUACCAAUUGGUGAAGAUAUACAAAUGAAUGAAGAAGAUUUCGGUACUGUAUUAGAGAGUAAAGAUUUUAAAGAAAUUAAUAUUCUGAAAGAUAAAACUGUUGAACUUAAAAUUCACCCUAUUAAAUCUCUAGAUUCAGAUACUGAUUUAGAAUUUAUAGAACUAGACAAAGCGACAUCAGAUGACCUUAUAAAGAAGGUAAUGAAUGAAGAUUUUGAAAAACUAAGCACUAAAGCUGAAAGCGAAAUUUUGAAAGAUGAAAUUUUAUUUAGCAGUGAUGAAGAAGAUAACUAUGUUCACAAAAGUUACCAAGAUCUUCCAUUUACUUGUGCCUUAGAAACGUCUUUCUAUAACCAAUCUGAUGUUCUAGAUAAAACUAUGUAUGUAGGUUUUCAGACAGCUAGUAAUAAAUCUAUUCAGGUUUUCACUGAAUCUUUUAGUCAUGCUAAAAGCAUUUUGAGUGGUGAAAUUACAAUCACUGAUAUGGUUAAUAAUUGUGAUAGAGAGAAAAAUAAAGACCUUGGUGAUUUAGAUGGACAAGCCAAAAUGGACCUUGAUGAUGUAGAAAAAGACUUCAAUAUAGGACGGAUGGAAUUACCAGAAUUCAAACCAAGUAGCAACAGCAAAGGAAUUGAAGAUAAACUACCAAUUAAUAACAAUUUGGGAGGCUUCAAGACAGCUAGUAAAAAGGAAAUAAAAUUAUCUCAGAAAGCACUGGCUAGGUAUAAAAAAGUCUUCCAAGAUAUUGACUUGAAUGAGGAUUUUGAAAGUAAAAUUGACGAAGAAUAUUUAGAAGAAGAAGUUACAAGAGAAACAGAAAAUAAAAAUGGAGUAACUAAUUCUCCAAGUAAAGAAAUAAGUAAAAACACAGCUGAGGAAGAUAUACAAAACAUUGAUGAUGUAAUUAUUCAAGAAUUUGAAAAUAUAGAAAUGUCUUUAAAAGAGGAUAAAGAACCUGACAAAAAGAUUGCGAGUAGUGGAUUUAAAACAGCAAGUAAUAAAGAUAUUAAAAUCUCUGACACUGCUUUAUCGAAGAUAAAAUAUAUUUUUAAAGACAUUGAUUUUGAAGAGGAUUUGAGUGAACAUGCUAAUAAAGACAUUAGUGCAGAAAAUAAUAAUCAGAAAACUGAAGAAAAACAAGAUCUAACUAAUACUAAUUUAGUAGGAUUCAAAACAGCUAGUAACAAGAAAAUAAACAUUUCCAAAGAAGCAAUCACUAAAACAAAAUCUAUAUUUGACAAUAUUGAUACAGUAAAUCUUCCAAAUAAAUCAAAUCCAAAAUUGGAGAAAGCAAUACAGGAUACCAAGGAUUAUGAAAAACCUUCUACAAGUAAAGCAGUGUUUGUUGGUUUUAAAACUGCUAAUAACAAGAAUAUAAAUAUUUCAGAACAAGCUUUGGCUAAAACUAAGAAUAUUUUCAAAGAUUUAGAUACUGUAGAACUUCCAAAGAAAAAUAAAAAGGACAUACAAAAUAAUACAAGCGAAAAUAAUACUAUAAAUGAACAUUCUAACAAUAAAACCGGAGUUGGUGAUAUAAAAGGAACAAAUAAUGAUAAUCCCAUAGAUGUUAUAGAUGACAAUGAUAAUAUAUUUGAAGGAAUUCAUUCACAAGAGUUUCAAGUACCUAUGGAAAUGGAUACACACAGUCCUAAGAAAGACAAAAAUGAUAAAAAUGAAUGUGAUACUGAAUUGAACGAGCCAUCUACAAGUAAACGUAGUUUUGUGGGAUUUAAAACAGCAAAUAAUAAGAAUAUUAAAAUAUCUGCAGCAGCUUUAUCUAAAACCAAGAAUAUAUUUAAAGAUAUCGACUCUGAAGAUUUUAAAUUCCCUGAUAAAGGUAAAAAUAAAGAUGAUAAAGAAGAAAUAACACCUACAAAAGAACUUAAUUUUGGAGGUUUUAAAACAGCUAAUAAUAAAGCAAUUAAAAUAUCUGACUCUGCUUUAGCUAAAACAAAUAAUAUAUUUCAAGGUAUUGAUUCUGAUGACUUUAAAUUCCCUUCCAAGGUAAAUAGCAAUAUUUCUGAAAAAACUAUUGAAGAUGACAGAACAAAUAUAGAUGAAAAUACAGAUUUUAGCAAGCCUUCAACUAGCACAGAAUCUUUUGUUGGCUUUAAGACUGCAAAUAACAGAAAAAUUGCAAUUUCCAAAGAAGCUUUAGCUAAAACUAAAAAUAUAUUUAAUGACAUAGACACAGUUAAGUUUCCUGAAAAACUAGAUAAAGAGUCAAGUAUAGUUAAACCAAUAGAAGAUAAUAAUAUAGUUAAUGAAAUAAUUAAAACAAUAGAAGAUGAAGACUUUAAUAAACCUAGUACAAGUAAAGCCUCUUUCAUUGGCUUUAUGACAGCAAAUAAUAAAAAGAUAGCAAUUUCUGAAGAAUCUUUGGCUAAGACUAGAAAUAUAUUCAAGGAUAUUGAUGCAACAGAUAUUAAAAUCCCUGAAGAAUACAAGAAAAAUGAAGUUAUAGAGAAAGAAGAUGUAAAUAUUGAGUUAAAUGAGCCUUCCACCAGUAAAACAGGGUUUGUAGGAUUCAAAACGGCUAAUAAUAGAAAUAUAAAUGUGUCCAAACAAGCAUUAGAGAAAACUAAAAAUAUUUUCAAAGAUAUUGACGCUAAUGAUUUUGAAUUUUCUAAAGAUACAGACGGAGAAAUUAUAAAUGAAGGUAAAAGUGCAUAUCCGGAACCAAAAGAUACUCCUUCGAUAACUAGCAAAGGUUUUGUAGGUUUUAAAACUGCAAACAACAAAGUUAUUAACAUUUCUGAAACAGCUUUACUUAAAACAAAGAAUAUUUUCAAAGAUUUAGGUUCAGCUGAAAUUCAAAACACAAAAAAGGUGAAAAAAGAUUACCCAGACAUUGAAAUAAAUGAUGAUAAUAUAAAACCUUGUGAAGAUAAAGGUGAUGACAAUACUAAUUUUGAUAUUCCCGAGCAUAACAUACCUAAAUUUCAAGGAUUUCAAACAGCUAGUAACAAACAAUUCAAAAUAUCAAAUGAAGCUUUGACUAAAAGUAGAAAGAUCUUUCAAGAUAUUGACAGUGUAGAAAAUAACACAAUUUUUGACUUAAACAAAGAAACUUUUGAUGCUAACAAAGAAAAAAAUAACAAACAUGAAGAUAAUAUAGACACGAAUACAAAAUCAAGUCCAAUAUUUAAAGGAUUUCAAACAGCCAAUAAGAAGCCUGUAAAAGUAUCUAAAGAAGCAUUAGCUAAAAGCAGAAAGCUUUUUGAAGGCCUAAACACUGAUGAUGAUAUAGAACCUCCUUUCCACGGAUUUCCAACGACUAACAAUAAAAAAGUUGAAUCUUUAAAAGAUCUGAUUGAAGCUAAAACCUCUUUGGAAGGUAAUAAAAAAACAAAUAACAAUUUCAAAGGCUUCCAAACUGCCAGUGAUAAAAAAGUUUGUAUAUCUGCAGAGGCUUUGGUUAAAUCUAGAAAACUAUUUGAAGAUUUUGAUAAUAAUGACCUUAAAAAUAAAGUAAAUACUCCAAAUAUAAAAUUUGGUUUCAAAACUGGUACAAAUAAAGAUAUCAAAGUUUCUGAUGAAGCUUUAAUAAGAACUAAGAGAUUAUUCUCUGAUAUAGAUGAUGUUAAAGAUAGUCUCAAAGAUAUAGAUAAAAAUGAAGUCAAUGUAUCAGAUAUAAUAGACACACAAGUACUAAACAACUUUAAUGAAAGUCUACAUACAGAAGAUUUUUUUGAAAGCGAAGUGAAAUCCAAAAGAUCUGGCAGUCCAAUACUGUCUUGUCCAAGAGCGAAAAAGAGGAAGAAAUUUGAAAUUCCUUAUUCACAGAAAAUUAAAGAACCGGAGAUAAUAAAAAUACCAUCGGAAACUAAAGAUAUAAAUAAGAUUGUAACGAAAGAUUAUAAGAAAAAUAAGACUCUAAAAUUGAAAGAUUUAGCAAAACUUUCAGACGAAAAAGAAGUAAAAAUUGAUCCUUACAUAAUAAAUUUCACAUUCGAAAAUGUACUACAAUUUAAAUUCGAUAAAAAUCGAAAUGAUAUUUCUAACGAAGUUAUGACUAUAGAAAAACUAAAAGAAAUGUUUCAAAAUUCGGUAAAUGAUAAAUUAAUACCAAAAGGUUGGUUAGAUAAUCAUUUAAAACUUAUAUUAUGGAAGUUAAUAUCGUAUGAAGUAAAAUUUAAAUUGCAAAGAGUUUGUAAUGCAAGAAAUGUUAUAGAUCAACUAAAGUAUAGAUAUGAUAAAGAACUAUAUAAUGCACAGAGGUCAGCUUUGAGAAAGAUUUUUGAAAAAGACGAUGUUCCGUCUAAAACUUUGGUGUUGUGUGUUGCUGGGAUUUUUGAAAAUGGCGUUAAUGUUGCCAGUCCCACCACAGACAACCUAGAACUCCUACUAUCAGAUGGUUGGUACUGCAUAAUGACGACUAUAGACAAAAUGUUGGCCCAACUAGUGUGCCAAGGUAAAAUAGUAGUUGGUACCAAACUUGUCACCAAUGGAGCUGAGUUGGUGAAUUGUGAGCAGGGGAUUUCUCCUUGGGAAGAUACUUCAGCAGUCCGUCUAAAAAUAUUCGGCAACUCGACCCGCCGCGCUCACUGGGACGCGCGACUCGGUUACCAUGGCAACGGCGCCAUGUUGUCGCAGCUGUCAUCUGUCAGGGUCGAUGGCGGGAAAGUGGCGAGAUUGAGAGUUCUUGUUACAAGAGUAUAUCCUGCUUUGUAUGUUGAGAAGUUUGAAGAUGGGAGUACGGUGACAAGAUCAGAAAGAUUGGAACAUCUCCACCAGAUGAAAAGUGAGACUGAGAGGCAGGCCGUUAUGGAGAAGAUUUACGAAGAAGUGGAGAAAGAAUUUGCUGACGAGGAUUCUCAAGAUUCGGAAGGUUUUUCAGAGAUGAGUAAUAAGAGGCCGUGUUUAGACAGCGGCUCACAAAUAGCUAAAUUUAUGAAGACUAGUAAAGAUCCUGGUGAAUUUAGAGCCGGCCUAACAGCAAGUCAAUCCCGUCUCCUAGAAGCCCACAACAGCAAGAAGCGAGAGGAUCUCUUACACAACAUACAGCAGAAGAUAAGAGACAGGAUAGAGAAGACCGGAGUUGGUGGGAGUCGGAAUGUUGUUACGUUGCUCAAGAUUAGAGUGGCGGGAGUGAGGGAGAAGAGUGGCGUGGAUGUUGUUAAAGGCAUGAUGUCAAUAUGGAAGCCGGCGGACGCGGUUCUGGAUAUAAUCAAAGAGGGCGCCUGGAUCGAUGUGUUGAAUGUAGUUCCUACGGCUGUCAGGUAUUCCGAAAUCCAAAUCUCAGCGGGCAGACAAUCAGUUUUCAGCAAAUCUAAGUACAAAGAACCAGAAACUUUCAAGCCUUACACGAACCUACUAAAACGCAACUGUUUCACCAUAAAAGAUUUAGCCAAAAACACCACAAUGACAACCGAUUACAACGAAAUCGAUACAGUAGGUUUCAUAUUUUUAAUCGAUCCUUCGAUUCGAGAUUUCGAUUCUAACAAACAACCUUUUCAAAAUAUAUUUCUAGCCGAUGCAGAUAAAAAUAUUAUAUGUAUCAAUUUUUGGGGAGGACUCAAAAAGUUUGGUUACCAAAACGUCUUAGAUACUGGCCAAAUGAUUUCUUGUUUUAAUUUGCAAAAACGAGCUGGUAACACUAGGAAAAGUAUACCACAGUAUAGAGUAACGGAAUUUACGUAUUUUACUAAAACGCCAAAGAAUGAAAAUGCUAGGAAUUUGCUAGAUAAUUUGAGCAAAAAGUUUUUAUCUCUGGACAGAAGGAAAUUCAUUGAAGACUGUGUUAUUUUGAAAAAUAAUUUUGCAGUUUUGAAAGCGAAUAACGAAAAUAUAUCUCCGUAUCGAAUUAAUAAUACUGACUUUAAUAUUUCUAAGAAUAAAAUGUUCAUAGAUUCUCCGUUAGCUAAACCCAGUAAUAAAGACUCGAAUUUCAACCUUACUGGCUUAGAUUUUGAGUCGACUUUCAAACAAACUGAUUCACAAAAUUUAUCCGAAGUAGUGUUACUAAGAAAGAGAAAAGUCAACGAAAAAAUUGCUAGACUAAAAAUGUAUGGAGAACCUCCGCCGUUAUCAACUAUACAUAUUAUAAAUAAAUCUAAAAACGCUUCAAAUUCAUAUAAAAGUCCCCUAAAUAGCAAUAAAAAUAUUUCCAAAAUUACAACUGAAAAUCCAAAAAAUAAAACGCAACUGUCAAAUUCGAAACCUGACAGUUCUAUCAAUGUUGCCAGCGUAAUAAAAACUCCCGAAAAAGGGGUGAAUUUAAACGAAUCCGCAUCAAGGAGUCCGUUGUUAAAUAGGACUUAUGUAAAAAGUGUUAAUCCUGUUAAAAUUAAUUUUGAUGUAAGAGAUAACAAUGACAGUACUGUUGAUCAUUUUGCUGAAGAAUUUGAUGGCAGUCCGCCGUUGAGCUUGGAUUAAAAUUUAU
Molecule: messenger RNA, 7469 nt
Organism: Helicoverpa armigera (cotton bollworm)
Lineage: Eukaryota; Metazoa; Arthropoda; Insecta; Lepidoptera; Noctuidae
Product: breast cancer type 2 susceptibility protein
Exons: 9
Coding region: 173-7462 (2429 amino acids)
Biological process (GO): regulation of DNA-templated transcription; double-strand break repair via homologous recombination
Cellular component (GO): nucleus
Source: RefSeq, a predicted model, not a curated record